CUACAAAAUUCGCGUUGUUAAUGGAUAAAAGUUUUUGAACUCUCUGUAGUAUAACUUAUUUCCAUCAUUUUACGAACAAACACUUGGCUUAUUUGGCAUUUCGAUUAAUAUAGGGAUGUGGGAAACGUCACAGUACAUGCACAACCGUACACACGUACACCUAUGUAUUUAUACGCACGUAUUUGUAUGGUAUAGGUACGUGUGGGUAAAAGGGUUUUGGCAAGUCUAGAAGGGUUGGGUUAUAGCGUGUGGAAGCAGCCAAUAAAGAGCGUGGACUCUGCUCUGAACAGAACCGUUUAAUCCACGCUUUUCAAGUUUCAAGUUUCAACAGAACCAAAAGAUGGCGAGCGAAGAGCUCCUCAAGCCCUUCUACCUAAGAGCUACCCAAGCCGAGGAACGGUUAUGCAGACUAGAAGCUGUUCUAGCUGGCAAGACAGAUGCCGGAAAUCAGGAACUUUCCAAAUUAAUUAGUGAACUACAGGCAAAGCUAGAAGAUGCAAAUGCUGAGACACUUGCAGAGCGAGAGAAGGCUAAGAAGCUUGCUGUGGAAAAUGAAAAACUCAAAUAUCGGAUUGCCCAUCUUGUCCAAGCAGUUAGCAAGGCUGAUCAGAAGUUGGAGAGUAUGAGAGGUCAUGUUUCAGAAGCAACAGCACAAAGGUUGGAAAAGAUGAGAUUGUGAGUUUGGUCCCUCUGGAUUGACAUUAAGCUGAGAUAAAGUCUGGUGCUUUGUGACAAAAGAAUUCUAUAGAUUGUUCACACGUUUCUUGUGAAAGUGGUCUGAUUGUGCCUCUGCAAGGCAAGACACCUGUAAGAUUUACCUUUUGAAUUUGUAUAACCAAUUGGAUUGACUUGGUGUUGAUGAAAAAAAAACAUGAAUGCAAAUGCCCUUUACUUUGAAAUA
Messenger RNA from Theobroma cacao (cacao), 901 nucleotides. RefSeq names its product threonine-tRNA ligase 2. Lineage: Eukaryota; Viridiplantae; Streptophyta; Magnoliopsida; Malvales; Malvaceae. The record is from RefSeq and is a predicted model, not a curated record.